Messenger RNA from Penicillium cinerascens, 2880 nucleotides. Its product is annotated as glucan 1,3-alpha-glucosidase ROT2. NCBI's taxonomy places the organism in Eukaryota, Fungi, Ascomycota, Eurotiomycetes, Eurotiales, Aspergillaceae. The transcript has 3 exons. Gene Ontology annotation, cellular component: glucosidase II complex. The coding region runs from base 1 to 2880 and encodes 959 amino acids. The record is from RefSeq and is a predicted model, not a curated record. Gene Ontology annotation, biological process: N-glycan processing; carbohydrate metabolic process. Gene Ontology annotation, molecular function: carbohydrate binding; alpha-glucosidase activity.
AUGACCAGGAGUCAGCCUGCGUCCCGCUGGACGCUAUUGCUCUCCUUGGUCUUUCUUAUCGCAUCCAUUGUUGUUCCCGGAUUGGCUGUGAAACAUGAAAACUUCAAAACCUGCGAGCAGUCCGGAUUCUGCAAACGAAACCGAGCCCUCGCCGACAAUGCCUCCGCCCAAGGCGCGUCAUGGAGCUCCCCCUACGAGCUAGACCCCGCUACCAUCCACUUCAAGGAUGGCCAAUUGACCGGUGUUUUGAUCAAGACCACGGCUGCCAACGAAAAGAUUCGGCUUCCUCUCACGGUUUCCUUCCUCGAAUCCGGUGCCGCUCGUGUGCUCGUCGAUGAAGAGAAGCGCAUGAAGGGCGAUAUCGAAGUGCGACACGGCAGCAAGGCAAACAAGAAACGUUACGACGAGGCUGAGAAGUGGGUUGUUGUCGGUGGUUUGGAAAUCAGCAAAUCGGCCACUUUGAACGGUCAGACCGAGACUGGUUUCACCAACGUUCUCUACGGACCGAGCGACAAGUUCCAGGCGAUUAUCCGGCAUGCCCCGUUCGAGGUGGAAUUCCAGAGAGAUGGCGAGACCCAUGUACAAGUUAAUCAUCAGGGCCUGCUGAACAUGGAACACUGGCGCCCUAAGAUCGAAGGCAAGGAGGGCGAAUCCGGAGAAGACCAGAGCACUUGGUGGGAAGAGACCUUUGGUGGCAACACCGAUUCUAAGCCUCGUGGUCCGGAGAGUGUCGGUCUUGACAUUACCUUCCCCGGGUAUAAUCAUGUGUUUGGUAUUCCCGAGCACGCUGACUCGCUUUCACUCAGAGAGACUAGGGGUGGAUCUGGCAACCAUGAGAAUCCUUACCGAAUGUACAACUCUGAUGUCUUUGAAUAUGAGCUCAACAGCCCUAUGACUCUGUACGGAGCGAUUCCCUUCAUGCAGGCUCACCGCAAGGGCUCCACCGUCGGUGUCUUCUGGCUCAAUGCAGCCGAAACUUGGGUUGAUAUUGUCAAGAAGGCCGGUUCUUCUAACCCACUAUCGAUGAGUGCCCACUCAAAGACAAACACCCAGACUCACUGGUUUUCUGAAGCCGGUCGGAUCGAUCUCUUUGUUUUCCUUGGACCCACUCCGCAGGAUAUCAGCAAAACCUAUGGCGAGCUCACCGGUUAUACUCAGCUCCCUCAGCAUUUUGCCAUUGCUUAUCACCAAUGUCGUUGGAACUACGUCACCGAUGAGGAUGUGAAGGAGGUGGACUCGAAGUUCGACAAAUACCAGAUUCCCUACGAUGUGAUCUGGCUUGACUUGGAAUAUACCGACGAUCGGAAGUAUUUCACCUGGGAUCCGCUCACCUUCCCGAACCCGAAGGGCAUGCAGGAGAAGCUUGACGAAUCCGAGCGGAAGCUUGUGGUUCUCAUUGAUCCCCAUAUCAAGAACAAGGAGGACUUUUAUGUUUCCCAGGAGCUGAACAGUAAGGGUCUCGCUGUUUUGAACAAGGACGGUGAGGUAUACGAUGGAUGGUGCUGGCCUGGUUCGUCCAACUGGGUCGACUGCUUCAACCCGGCUGCGUUCCCCUGGUGGAACAGCCUACAUAAAUAUGACAAGUUCAAGGGAUCGAUGCCCAACUUGUUCAUUUGGAAUGACAUGAAUGAGCCGUCUGUCUUCAACGGGCCGGAAACUACCAUGCCCAAGGAUAACAUGCACUAUGGAGACUGGGAGCACCGUGACGUUCACAACGUGAACGGUAUCACCCUUGUCAAUGCCACUUACCAAGCACUGCUGGAGCGCAAGAAGGGUGAGGUCCGCCGGCCUUUCAUUCUGACCCGCUCCUAUUAUGCUGGAGCCCAGCGUAUGGCUGCCAUGUGGACCGGUGACAACCAAGCCACCUGGGAGCAUCUGGCUAUUUCCCUGCCAAUGGUCCUGACCAAUGGUAUCGCGGGCUUCCCCUUUGCUGGUGCAGAUGUGGGCGGCUUCUUCCACAACCCUGACAAGGAUCUCCUGGCCCGCUGGUACCAAGCUGGUAUCUGGUAUCCCUUCUUCCGUGCUCACGCUCACAUUGACACCCGUCGCCGUGAGCCCUAUCUGAUCAGUGAGCCGCACCGGACUAUUAUCUCUCAGGCAAUUCGUCUGAGAUACCAGCUCCUUCCUGCGUGGUACACUGCUUUCCACGAGGCUUCGGUCAACGGCACGCCUAUUGUGUAUCCCCAGUACUACCUUUUCCCCGAUGACGAGCAAGGAUUUGCCAUCGAUGACCAGUUGUAUCUCGGUAAGACCGGUCUCCUUGCCAAGCCAGUCGUCACGGAGAAUACCUUCACCACGGAUAUCUAUAUCGCCGACGACGAGAAGUACUAUGAUUACUUCGACUUUACCGUCUACCAGGGAGCAGGCAAGAGACACACUGUCCCAGCCCCGGAAGACAAGGUGCCUCUGUUGAUGCAAGGUGGCCAUAUUGUUCCCCGCCGGGACCGCCCUCGCCGCAGCAGCGCUCUCAUGAAGUGGGACCCCUAUACAUUCGUCGUGACUCUCGACAAGAACGGCGAGGCCGAGGGCUCCCUUUACGUCGAUGAUGGAGAGACCUUCGACUAUGAACGCGGUGGUUAUAUUCACCGCCAAUUCCGCUUCCACGACUCGGUCCUGACCUCCGAAGACCUCGGCACCAAGGGACCCAAGACCGCCGAGUACCUGAAGACCAUGGCUGGCGUCACUGUCGAGCGUGUGAUUGUCAUUGAUCCUCCCACUGAGUGGAAGGGCAAGACCACCGUGACUGUCAUUGAGGAUGGUGCCAAGGCCGGUUCCACUGCCUCACUGGAGUACUACGAGCAGCAGGGUGGCAAGGCUGCUUAUGCUGUGGUCAAGAGUCCCAAUGUCGGCAUUGGAAAGACGUGGCGGAUAGAGUUUUGA